AUGUUCAAUUUUAAUAAACAAUGUUUAGAAAAAGAUGCUGCUUCUUCUACAUAUAGUAAAAAAUUGAAACGAAACUAUAAUCAUGACGAUGAUACUGCAACAACCUUAACAGGUUCUGAAACCACUGCUGGGACCACAAUCAUCAUUAAUUCACGUCCUAGUCAUUCAACCACUCCAGAUUCUUCGACAAGUCCAUCCACUCAUACAUCACGACGUUUGAACGUGCCAAUUAUCGAAGUUGAAAAUCCAAUAGACAAACAAAGAUGUAUAAUGUCCAAUUAUCAUCCCAAUAAAUGGGAAGAAAUUUUAGUUAAGCAGAACAAAAAUAUUCAGGAAAUCUUAGUGAAGCAGGGGAAACAAAUUCGAGUUCUAUACGAGCUACAAAAAUCCACAAAUGAAAAAUUGACAUGGGUUCAAAAUCAACUAAAAUCACAACCUAAUAAAAAAGAUGAUAUCGAUUUAGACCAGAAGGUCUUCAUGGAAGGUUAUAGCCAAUUGUGCAGAAGUUUUUUUCCAGAUAAUUUGUGGCCAAAUUUCAAUGAUUAUAAAGUUGGAUUGGAAAAUUGGCUUAAUAAAAAUCAUCCAAAUUACCUUAAGGAACUUGGAGAGCAAAAGUGGACAAACUUAUUUACCGGGCAGCACCAUUCUAUGCUUUUGCACAAAAUGAAAGAUUUGAGGGGUACCUAUGCUGCCACGGUCCGAAAUUCGAUUUUCAAAGAACUCAGAUUGCAGAUACCUAACAACAGGAAAAAGUGUAAUUUCAUUAACAUCUCAGAAUGGAAAAAAUCAAAAAGAGUUAAGGAAUGCUAUCCGGACAUAGAAUGUGCAAAAAAACCCUUGGAGAGACGCCUCCAAAAAUUCAAGGAAUUACUCACAAAUAACGGAUCUAUUAAACUUAGUGAUUCUGCGUCGGUAAUGCAAGAAGAAGCUCCUGAAACUAUGAAGAAGAAAAAAGAUGAAGAAGAAAAAGGCGACGUUAAUGCAGAAGAUGAAGAAGAGAGAGAUCAAGAACAAUAUUUUGAUGCAUUGUUCGAGGAAAAUUAA
Messenger RNA from Rhizophagus irregularis DAOM 181602=DAOM 197198, 1044 nucleotides. Lineage: Eukaryota; Fungi; Glomeromycota; Glomeromycetes; Glomerales; Glomeraceae. The record is from RefSeq and is a predicted model, not a curated record.